AUGGCGAACUCUCUGGCCAGACGACCCUCUACCAACGGCUCUUCUCACGACCGAGGGACCUCCUUCACCUCCAUCCCACCGUCGUCUAUAUCCCCACAUCAGUCCGUGGCCAUUGGACCCAGGAAAAACCGAUCGCAGACAUCUCUCAGUCACAAAUCAAUUGGCAGCUCCGGAGAAUCCUCACAGCGGCGAUCUGUACAUUCCUAUGGCAGCUUUCAGGCCCAGAAGCGGAGGUACAAAUCACAGUACCCCGCUGACUCUCCCGAACCGCAUGUCGAGUACAUCCUCGUUGCCUCGUUUGAUGUAGAUCGGGGGCCUAUCAUGGAGCAUCAGUAUCCUAGCGCAAUCAGUGGUGACGAGAGUAUGCUGGCAGAGCUUAUGCUGCCUGAUCAAACACAUGUUCGCAGCCAGGAUUGGACAAUCUUCUUUUUGCAUAAAGAUAAUGGUGGACCAGAAGAAGAUCCUGAAUCUGGAGAAGAUAAGGACGGAGAUGACGGACAAGGCGAAGAGAAAAAUCAAGAUGAAUUAUCUCACACCUAUCCGGAGGAAGACGACGCCGGUAGCGCCGGUAUGGAUGAUGAACCGCCCUUGAUUGGUGCAAUGGUCAAGGCAAUGGCGAUAUGCACAAGACACUCAUUUCUGCACAUAUACAAACCAUUACUUCUCCUUGCCUUGGAAGAUUAUUUUAAACAUCCCUUCCCGGAAACUCUGGCCAAAUUAUAUGAUUCUCUUAAUGCCAUGGAUCUUUCACUAAUGCCAUGUCUUUCAUACCUUGAACGUCACAUACUUCAGUCAACUGAGACAAAAGAUCUCUUUGUGGAAAAGUUCGAACGGAUGAUUAAACAGAGACUUGCAGAUGAAAAAUCAGAACUAGAGCGUCAAGGCAUUGAUCCCCAGAAGGCCGGGCCUCCACCUCGAUAUACUGUACCUCGCGAUACCCAUGAGUUUGAAUCUAAAAUCGUCUACAACGAUAUUGCAAUUCCAGUCAAGGUUCCUACAGCAAUCUCCCCAGAAACAGUGGGCGACUUUUCCUUGGUCAAACUGAUACAGACAUUUGCCGGUCCCCAUGCAACCUCCCCACAACCAUUUACUCUACACCCUCAUCUAACUAGCAGCGGACCUUUCACACAUCCCAUUAUUGUGCUGGUGAAUGCUCUACUUACUCAGAAACGGGUUAUAUUCCUAGGGCAUAAUCGGCCGUCUGGGGAAGUUGCUGAAGCUGUGCUUGCAACAUGUGCUCUUGCUUCAGGAGGAACACUACGGGGUUUCACUCGCCACGCAUUUCCCUACACGGACUUGACUAAGAUUGAUGAGCUUAUCAAAGUACCCGGCUUCGUAGCCGGUGUCACAAACCCGACAUUUGCUAAUCAUCAUGAAUGGUGGGAUCUUCUUUGUGACCUCCCUAGCGGACGGAUGAAGAUUAGCAAUCGCGUCGAGGCAGCCCCAGUGACAGAAGGGAUGCAGUAUUUCCAACCGCAGAACCAAAAUUCCUCCUCAUCUAUACUCGGCAGCUCAUCUACCCCUCCAGACCUUACUGGUGAUGUGCAGUUUAUGGAUGAUAUACUUAAAAGCAUUGCUUCAAGACACAGUGAAGGUGUUAUUCGAGCCAAAUGGCGUGCCUAUAUCAACAAAUUCACCCGGAUUUCGGCCGCCUUUGAAGAGAUAGUCUACGGGGCAACUGCCCUUGAUAUCGUGGGCCCUGAUGAACCUCCACCAGAUUCAUCUCCAAUGCGUGAGCGCUCAGGAGAAUCAACUCUACGCGGACACGGGUACGUUUGGGUCGAUGAAGCCACCAAGCAACGUGAACUCGCUGCUUGGGUACCACGAAUUGAGGGAUGGAGGAAUACCCGGUCAUAUUACUAUUUUAUUCAAGAUACUGCAACAAUGCACCUUGUUGGAAAGCCAUUGAAGGGACUAGACGUCCAACAUCACCAUGAUCGGCUGCGGACACUCAAGCUCAGCGAUGUCGAUGCUAAGGCAGUAUAUGUCGCAUUCUCAAAAUCCAUCAAAGAUUACAACUCUAUCUGCCAACUUCUUUCAGUUAUUCCCGAAACACAGGCUGGGCUCUUUUACCUCUCUAUGGGCCUCUUUCAUAACGACUCAGUUGCUCGCAAUGCUACCGUUGAUUUACUUGAUCGAAUAUCCGUCCAUGAAGCUGGUCGACAUUUCUGGGCUCAGCUCAGCCGGUUUGCAAGACUAGCUUACUAUCGCAUUAAGCGUGAUAAAGAAAGGGAAGUAGCUAGCCCACUUUCCUCCCCCUUUGAUGAUACUACAUCUCACAGCCUAGUCGGAGUGGCCGUGAGCCAUACUUCAGUUGGAACCAAAAAAGGAGUUCGACGAAGCUGA
Nannizzia gypsea CBS 118893 is the source of this 2346-nucleotide messenger RNA. RefSeq lists its product as hypothetical. Gene Ontology annotation, biological process: actin cortical patch localization. The record is from RefSeq and is a predicted model, not a curated record. Lineage: Eukaryota; Fungi; Ascomycota; Eurotiomycetes; Onygenales; Arthrodermataceae. The transcript has 3 exons. Gene Ontology annotation, cellular component: plasma membrane. The coding region runs from base 1 to 2346 and encodes 781 amino acids.